Messenger RNA from Drosophila albomicans, 6831 nucleotides. It is a transcript of the gene Efa6, whose product is annotated as PH and SEC7 domain-containing protein. The transcript has 15 exons. NCBI's taxonomy places the organism in Eukaryota, Metazoa, Arthropoda, Insecta, Diptera, Drosophilidae. The record is from RefSeq and is a predicted model, not a curated record. Bases 881 to 5662 code for a protein of 1593 amino acids. Gene Ontology annotation, biological process: regulation of ARF protein signal transduction. Gene Ontology annotation, molecular function: guanyl-nucleotide exchange factor activity; protein binding; phospholipid binding.
GUGGUGUUCGUCGGUUCGCGAGUCGCGCAUCCGCAUCAGCUUUUUUUUCUUCAUCAAACUUAAUUAAUACUAAUUAAUUAAAUGUAUUCGCAAUAGCGUAACACCCGAUAUUAAUAGCCUGACAAAUAACGUACAGGCGCGCCGCAAUGAUUGGUUAAAUCUGCAACCCGCGGCAGUUGGCAAAACAACAGCGCAGCAGCAGCGACUGCGGCGACAGAGUGUUUGAAAGCAGUGGAGAGAGAAAAAGUCUCGCGAGUCUCAGUAAAAAAAAGAAGAAAAAACCGAAAACCGAAUUUAACAAGUUUUUAGGUUUCGUCGGUAGCUGAAAAAAAUUGCGUUAAAAGAAAGCGGAGCAAUUGAAAUUGUUAAAUAUGAGAUCAACACAAAAUUCAAGCAGUCAAUUUUGAAGUUGUAAUUGUAAUUGUGUGUGUGUUGUGUCUGCGUUUGAGUUGCUGCAUGUGAGUGUUGUGUGUGCGUGCGUGCAUUCGUGUGAGUGUGUGCGUUUUGUGCCUGCGUGUAAGUGAAAUAAAAAGCAAUUGUAAAUGAGUGCGCAAAGAAGUGUAGCGAGAAGUGGCGGCAGCGACAACGACAGCGCAGCCAAGCCCAAAACUUCAUUUCGUGAAUAAGUAAAUUAAACCAAAGUGCAAAUGACGACAGUGCCAAACACGUUGGCAAAUUAAAUACAAGUAAAACACACGAAAAACAUAAAUACGUAAGUGAACAAGCGGUCAGCAGUCAGCAAAGCAGUCCCAGGUGGUCAGCAAAUAACACCAACACACACUCACACACACGCACACACAUCACACCCGCACACAGGGAGCGGCAAAAAGCAGCGCAGCGCAGCAGCAGAAGGCGACAACGUCAACGUCAGCGUCGCGCAAUGACCGAGGAAUUGAAAGUGGUGCUGCGUCGCAGUCGCAGCGAGCAGCAUUCCGGUUUCGGGUUUUCGCUGCUCGGCACAACUGGACCGCCGCAUGUCAUCUACGACAUUGUCGAGAAUUCGCCGGCUGCCGAUUGUGGUGCGGUUGAAGCUGGCGACGUGAUACUGAAAGUCAACGGCAUCGAUGUGCAUCGCUAUACAACGAAGGAAGUGCUCAAAUGUCUGCGACUGUCGGAGAACUUAGUAACCUUGGAGCUGAAACGAGAUCCCAAGUUGAAGGCGCGCAUUAAAGAGCAGCUGGCGAACACGCAGAGUCCGCAUUACGUGGACAUUGAGUCUCCCAUCAAUAUCUACGAUUACAGCAGCAGCGCGAACGCAUCGCCGAAGCAUCAGCGGCAGCAGCAGUUGCACUCGAAGGGCGGCAACGCCACGCCCCCAAAUGCUGGUUCACCGGCGCUGCGUUACAAGUCAACGCCCACAACGCAUUUGCCAACGUUGCGCCAGCAAUCGCCAACAACAACCACAACAACGGGUAUUCAAUCAUUUGCCACCGCAUCGUCAACAACAACGCACACACACAGUCGCAACUCAUCCGCCAGCUCGACCAAGAUACAAAUGGUGGAAUCGACCACCAUUACAACAAGCAUAAGCAACAGCAACAUUGCCACAUCGCCAACGGCAGCAGCUGCAGGUGGUGACGCCACAUCGCCAACAUUUCGCCCGUCACGCAUUCCACAGGCUCUGAAGGCUGCGCCAAAACAGCAGUUGCCACAAUUGCAAUCGCCACAGCAUAAGCGUCCACGUCCAUCCCAAAUCCCAACAAAGGCGGCCAACGGCAACGGACUGCAGCCGCUGCAGCAUUCGAACAGUUACAGCGGCAGUCCGGCUGCCAAUCGGCAGCGUCAUACGGAUCGGGAGGCGGAUCGCGAGCCGGAGCCCAAUUCGGCGCCACCGCAGCCGGCAAAGGCGCCGAGGUUUGAGGCUUAUAUGAUGACGGGUGAUUUGAUAUUGAAUCUGUCGAAGACGCCGCAAUCCAGCAGCUUACUCACAACGCAGGCCAAGAAGGUGGACAGUUUGCGUGACUUUCCCAAGCGCAAUCUGGCCAAUGCACGCGCCAAUGGCGCCUUGGCUCCACGUGCCUCCGGCGAGUCAUCGCCCACUUCGUCCUCGUCGGUGGAUUCACCCACCAAUACGGCCAGUUCGGAUUCUGUUAAACGCGAUGCCAAGUUGCAGCGCUGUCAGCAGCAGCAGCAACAACAACAGCAGCAGCAGCGUGAUAGCAUCAACAAUAGUUACAAUCGACGCGAUUCGUUGACUAACGAUACGUUGCUAAUGUGCGAAGAAUUGGAACGCGAUGAGGAUGCCACGGUCGAGUAUGAUGACAAUAAACGGCAGCAGCAACGACAACAGCAGCAGCAACAACAGCGUUAUCGCCAGCAACAACAACAGCAGCAGCAGCAACAACAGCGCUAUGAAUACUACCAAAAUGAGGAUGAACUGGACGCAGAUCCGGAGGAGCGAGAGGAGGAUCAAACACACUAUGACAUCACCAACAUCGAGACGUAUCAGAGUGGAAUGGGACGCGGUGACGAGGAUGACAGCGAUCGACAGUGUCUAGUGGACGAUGAUGAUGACGACGACGAUGUGGACUACAACGAGGAGGACAACGAUGCUGGCGACGAGGAGUACUCGACCAAUUCGUUGGGUUCUGGUUCCGGCUCGGCCAAGCAACGAAUGCGUGCGCUCAAACAACGCAGCCUGGCGCGGCAACAGCAGCAGCAGCAAAGGAAUCGCGAUGCUGUUGAUUGUGCGGCUCGAGCAACGGCUGGUUACUCGGCGUCCACGUCGAAUUCCUCCGGCACGGUCAAGAGCGAGGCUGUGCUGGGUUUGGGUUUGCAGGACGAAACCUCGUUCUCAGUGCCAACGUCGCCCAUUUCGCUGUCGGCGCCUCUCAUUGAUAAGGAGACAGCCAGCUCGGUGCCCACCAGCCCAGAACCCAGUUCGUUGGCGCCCGAAUCGAGUAAUGCGCCAGCUGGCAGCGGAGCGGGUGGCGGAGCUGUUGUGGUGCGUCGCCACAACGGGCAUGUGGUGCGCAAGUGCGAUGCAGCUGGGUUUCGUACCAGCAAAUCAGAGGAUCAUCUGCAGCAGAUACAGCGCGAGGGCAUUGCGGCUGUGAUACCCAUCGAUAUCGAUGAGGAUGUGAAUAGCUCGCUGAAUACGCUGCUGGAUACUCGUCACGACUCGGAGGAUUCGCAGUCGACAACAACGUCUGCGUCGGCUGCAACGAUAGUGAACAACUCGCCACAGCUGAACAACAACGAGAACGAGACGAACAUCAACAAUAAUAAUAAUAAUAACGAGUCGCCGGAUGUAACAACAACAGCAACGAUAACGAUAGCAACUUCAGCAGAGACAACGGCAACAACUAGUCGAGGCGGCAGCAACAAACUAAACUAUAUUUUACGCAAAAAGGCAUCGAAUCGUGAUCGCAUCGUGUGGACCUACAAUGCACCACUGCAACCACAUCAAUUGGCGCAACUGCAGCAGCAACAGCAACUCCAGCAGCAGCAGCAGCAACAACAGCAGCAGCAGCAAUACUACGGUCAGCAAUCGCAUUCAAAUUCCCAUUCAAGUUCCAUUAGUUCAUCGCCACAAAAUUCGGCAGCCGGCAGUCCGGCGUCGCCCACAUCGGUCUCCUCAUCCGUAAUGUCCUCGUCGGGUUCACGUAGCGCACAACAACAACUGCAGCAACAGCAGCUGCAGCAGCAACAACAGCAGCAUCAGCAACAGCAGCAGUAUCCACAGCAGCAGCAACAGCAGCAGCGAGAUCAAUCAGCUGUUGCCAUGCCGGGUCUGUUGGGCUGCCCAAAUGGUGGUGGUGCUAAUGGUGCUAGUUGUAGUGGUGGUGGUGGUGGUUUUGGUGGCAACGAUCAGAGCGUCUCAGAGGCCAUUUCAAAUAUCUCUAGUCCCGACUAUCAAGACGACGAUAACUUAUUGAGUUCUCGCGAUAUUUUAGGCGGCAUGGUACUUAGCGAUCCCAGCGAUUCGGACUCCACCAUUCUUGUCUCGGAUGCGGCUGCCCAACAGCGCCAACAGCAGCAGCAGCUCAAGCAGCAGCUGCGGGCCCAGCAGCAGCAACGUGAGCGUGAUCGCGAACGUGAUCGCGACCGAGAGCGCGAGCAAUCCGAGCACAAGCUGGUCAUCCAAGUGCGUGGCCUGGACAAUAGCAAUACGAGCAGUGUAACACGAUCGGAGGAUGAGCUAACCGAUGAGCCGUUGACCACGAUUGCGGGACGCGAUGCGUCGCCGCCUGUUUCCGACGAUGGCAGCGAUGUGGAGUCGCUGCAUUCGUAUCAUUACUCGCCCAAGGCUGUGGACAUGCCAUCGGCCAUACGCCUGGCCAAAAGACUGUAUUCCCUCGAUGGUUUCAAGAAGAGCGAUGUGUCGCGGCAUCUCAGCAAAAACAACGACUUUAGCCGCGCUGUGGCUGACGAGUAUUUGAAGCAUUUUACUUUUGAAAAGAAAUCUCUGGAUCAAGCACUACGCGAAUUUCUGCAACAAUUCUCGCUGUCCGGCGAGACGCAGGAACGUGAACGUGUGCUUGUGCAUUUCUCGAAACGUUUCCUUGACUGCAAUCCGGGCACAUUCAACUCUCAGGAUGCGGUUCACACGCUCACCUGUGCCAUCAUGUUGCUGAACACGGAUCUGCAUGGCCAGAACAUGAAUCGCAAGAUGAGCUGUGCCGAGUUUGUUGAUAAUCUGGCCGAUCUCAAUGAUGGCGAAAACUUUCCCAAGGAUGUGCUCAAGUACUUGUACCAAGCCAUCAAAACGAAGCCACUCGAAUGGGCGCUUGACGAUGAGGCGGGAGAUGCGCAACAGCAGCGUGCGAAUAACAACAGUGCGCUGACUGGCGUCAGUCAAAAUCCUUUCCUGGAUGCACCGGAGUCUGCCACAGCUAUAGAGUACAAGAAGGGCUAUGUAAUGCGCAAGUGCUGCUACGACACGAGCUUUAAGAAGACUCCUUUUGGCAAACGCUCGUGGAAAAUGUUUUACAUUACGCUGCGCGAUCUGGUUUUGUAUCUGCACAAGGAUGAGCACGGCUUUCGCAAGAGUCAAAUGUCUGACAAUCUGCACAAUGCGAUACGCAUACAUCAUGCACUGGCCACCAUGGCCAACGACUACACCAAGAAACAACAUGUGUUCCGACUGCAAACAGCCGAUCAGGCCGAGUAUCUGUUCCAGACCAGCGACUCCAAGGAGCUGCACUCCUGGGUGGAGACCAUCAACUAUGUGUGCGCCGCAUUUUCAGCGCCGCCUCUCGAAGGUGGCGUAGGCAGCCAAAAGCGUUUCCAGCGUCCACUCUUGCCCAGCGCACAGACUAAGCUGCUAAUGAAAGAGCAGCUGGAGUCACAUGAGCUUCAGGUGGCGCAAUUGAAGCACGAGUUGAAGGAGCACCAAAAGGCGCCUGUGCCCAGCAAAGGAUUGCCGCUGCAGAACUUCAAGGAGAAGGAAAGCUAUUUGCAAUACGAGAUGCGUCGCUAUGAAUCCUAUGUGAGCAUUCUAACAGCCAAGCUGUUGGCAGAUCAACAGCCGUUGGAGUUGCAAUGCCAGCAGCAGCAGUCGACGGCACAGCCAACGCUCGAAGAGGACGCCGACACAUUCCCCGUGAGCACGGGCAGCACUACGCCCACAACGCCACAAAGUAUUCAACAGCAGCAGCAGCAGCAACAACAACAGCAACAGCAGUCGACCAACAGCAGAAAAGAGAAGAAAAAGAAAUAAUUACGCUUUUUCGUUUCGCUAUUGAUUUUUGAACAUUUCAAUCGACACACACUUCUCACACACACUGCGGCAAUUGCCCAUGUUCACACACCAUUAGCACACCAAUACAUCACUCACACACUCACAGGAAUGGAGCUGGGAAGAAACGGGGAUUAUAACGGGGGAAUGGGAAACGGGAGAGGGGGAUUAUAUGUAUGAAGGGGGGAGAGAGAGAUUCACUCACGCGUUGCGGCAGUGCCGUAAAAACAAAACAAAAAGAAAAGAAAAAACAGUCUGCCAAUAAUUCAGAAUUUAUGUACAUUUCUUAAGCUACAUAACAUUAUGAUUAUGACUAUAUUGUAAUUGAAGUUGUUAAGGGUAUUAGGGUCCUAAUUACAAAAUCGGUCGUUCAACAGAAGAACCUUGGCUAGAAGCUAAAAAUCUCAAUCAGAAAUUAAUUGCAAAUUGAAACGGACCUUGACCGUCUAUGUGUGCCCCAAAAUCGAAAAUAAGUCAAUCAUUUUGAUGUUUUACCAAAAUUUCAUUGACCCACAGUGCCGGGGAAACUCCAAUAAUAUUACAUAUAUAAUCCAUAUGUAUGUUUAUCGAAUAUCUGUAUCUGACUAUACAAUUUUUGAUAGUGGCAAAAUUUUGCUGAGAGCAAAAUCAAGUCGUUACCUUCACACUCAGUUCUGACGUACAAUAAUAAUAAUAAUAAUAUUAAUAAUCACUCUUAUGGUUUUACAUAUGCAUAUAUAUUUCAACAAAUAUAUAUCGAGGCUAUAUUCUCAUAAAUGAAGCCGAGAUCGCUCGUAAUUUAUAAAUCUAUUCAAUUUGUUUUGGCAACUGCCAGGAAUUCUGCUGAACGGCUUUUUGUGUUGUACCAGAAAAAAAAUGGGAUUCAAUUUAAAAAUACUUCUUAUUUAAAAUUAAAAAAGUACAUGCAUAAAGAAGAAAACAAAAAACACUUACAUCAUUACCUACGCUAUCAUUAUAAAUGAUAAAAAUAAAUUAUGAAACACUUUCUCUACGUAUAUACAAUAAAUAAUUAAUGAAUUGAACAACACAGCGAAUUAGUAUGUCGAAAUCGGUAUAUGAUUUGCUCUAUUGGCCUUUUUGCGAUAUAAGUAACAUUAAAACACUUUCUCCAAUAUAUGUAUUUAUUUAAAAAAAAAAAAACAAACACCAAU